AACUUUAGUUAUUACUUUCGUUUGUGCGAGACGUGUUUUUGGCUUUUCAUUGAACCCGUGUUUCACACAAAGCGCAAUUAUGAAUUGUAUUCCCUUAAUAAACCGGUAGCCUGCACAAUGUAUUUUGUAGCUCAUGACAAAAUACAGCGAAGUGUGUUCGCCAUAAACCAGCCUCCAGCUGCUAGUCUGAAUGUUUAAUUCCCAAUAACAGCAAUGCAAACGGCAGUUAAAGUUAACGCCGGCCUGUGCAGCUGCAGCUAGCUGCUGUUUCCAUGGAGACAGUGGAGCGCGGGGUUUGUAUUGAGUUGGCACGUCUUGACAGGGUGGGGCGCCAUUGUUGACAUUGCUAGGUGUGUUUUUAUGCUACACCUCUGGCCAGUUUUAACACCAAAUUGGCAUUUGUAAACCUCACUCUUCUGGAAUACCUGGUCAUAAAAUACACCAGGGAAAAAAAUAAUAAUAGUAGAACUGAAGGCCCUGUUAUUAAGGAGACAAACACAUCACUCAGUCCUUCAGCUUGCACAAAUGGAAAAUGGAGGACGAACCAAAAACGUGGUUAGAGCUUCCUCGCAAGGACCCCAUCAAGAUGGACGCUGUCUGUGCGGAGGCUCCUGAAAUGAACAUACAGGACACCACUGCUGCAUCAACAUCCGAGGGUAGUGAGCAGGAUUUUGAAUGUAUCGAUCUAGCUCCAUCUCCCCAAGAGCAACUCAGCGAUGAAACUGACACAUGGGCCCAGGUGUACUUGGAAAUCGAGAGACCAGGACACUUGGAUUGCUUCCACCAGCUAGGCAUGCCAACAUCUGCAGAAUUAGAGAGCGCCGCUCAUCAUAACAUGCUCCCUCCAAAGCUACAGGUUUUAUUGAGGAACAUUUCAGAAGAGCUGUACCGGAUACUUGAUCUUUCCAAGCGUCCGGUCCUUCCUCUCUCACAUCACACACAAUCUCUUUCCAGUGACGAGACCUGGCAGCGGGACAGACAGGCACUCCUGACUACAAUACACUCACUGCAAGAUCUGGUUUCCAGACUGACUGCUGAUAGAGACUUGGGAGAGUUGGAGGCACAUCUGAUCUCUAAAGACAGGAACAGCCUGCUGGAUGAGAUAGACAGCCUAAAGGCUAAGCUGAGGGACUUCCAGCAGCAGAGCCAGGAGGAACUGCUGCAGCUGCAGGAGACCCUGAGGGGGGCUCAGGCACAGGGCAACGAGCAGGGGCUCCAGCUCCACAGCCAAGUUGAGUUCCUGGAAUAUAACCUAGACCAUGGUCAGGCCAGAGCAAAUGAAGAUCUAGAGAGAUCACAGCGGUCUAACCGGGAGCUGCAGAAAGAACUCAGAGACUUGAAAUUGGUCCUGGAUGCUCAGACGACAGACCUGCACUUAGUUGCUGAGAGCCUUGAAGAUACGCAACAGAACAUGAAAGAGAUCCAGUUCAGCCUAGAGGCCAAAACUAAGAAGUGCAGGCUGGGGACUCAGAGAGAGCAGGAGCUGGUAGCUGCCUUGAAGACCCUGAAAGACCAGAAGCAGGAGCUGAAGAGAGCCCUCAAAAAAGAGAGGCAGCAGAGCACUAAGCUGAGGGCAGGGUGUCUGCAGCUGCAGCUGAACCUCGAGACUGUCCAUGCAAGGGAGAGGAAGAGAGAGGAGCAGAGGAGGCAGGAUUGGAAGACUCUGCUAAAGAAAGUGGGGGAGGCAUUGAAAAAUCAGAACAAAUUGGUCCACAGCCUUGACGCAGUAGAGGCAGUUGAGACAUUAGGAACAGCAUCUUGUGAGAAGCAGAAGUCCAGCAGUGAAGAGUCACGCCCGGCCUCUUCUUCCUCUCCCUGUGUAGACAGUGGCAUGUUCCACACAACCAGCCUGGAAGAGCCGAUGCACCAGGAACCCCAGUCUCUCUCCCAGCUUGCCAACAGAUUCUCACAGUCUCCUGGCGACACUGAGGACAGAACAAUAACACCCUGUGAGGACAAUGAGCCCUUACUGACUGAAUACAUCAAACAUUUACAGAUCGUCCAGCAAAGAAUAAAGGGGCUACAAUCAGUUCAGUUCCGGAACAACAUCGAGGACUUUCUGGGAGUGGACAAGUCGAAAGAAAAAUGAAUCUGCUGAAUUGUACUUCCA
This is a messenger RNA of Polyodon spathula (Mississippi paddlefish), 2110 nucleotides long. RefSeq names its product pericentrin-like. Gene Ontology annotation, molecular function: molecular adaptor activity. The record is from RefSeq and is a predicted model, not a curated record. The transcript has 11 exons. The coding region runs from base 533 to 2089 and encodes 518 amino acids. Gene Ontology annotation, biological process: signal transduction. NCBI's taxonomy places the organism in Eukaryota, Metazoa, Chordata, Actinopteri, Acipenseriformes, Polyodontidae.